This is a messenger RNA of Nematostella vectensis (starlet sea anemone), 5771 nucleotides long. RefSeq names its product synaptotagmin-like protein 4. The transcript is spliced from 23 exons. Bases 281 to 4816 code for a protein of 1511 amino acids. The record is from RefSeq and is a predicted model, not a curated record. Gene Ontology annotation, biological process: exocytosis; intracellular protein transport. Gene Ontology annotation, molecular function: neurexin family protein binding; small GTPase binding. Lineage: Eukaryota; Metazoa; Cnidaria; Anthozoa; Actiniaria; Edwardsiidae. Gene Ontology annotation, cellular component: exocytic vesicle; plasma membrane.
AUUGCUCACUUGUUGUUUAGCGGAGGUUGUAGUGUAUGUGUUUCGACCACACAUCCAGCACGGCCUUCUCGAAAUCGUUGAUUCUCGUCUAGAACUGUAUUUUCUUUUCCAUUCAUACGACUGACUAUACCUGGUUAAACUGAAGUGAUGACAGUUCCCAGAUGAUAUCUACAGAGUUUUACGGAAUUGGCCCAGUUGACCUUUUCGAAGCGUGUUUGGAAGAAGCUAUUCGAGUGUGUGUUCUGUUAGAAAGUCGUUUCAAUGUUUGAAACUCGCCAAAAUGUCGGACGAUAUUUAUAUAGAUGUAAAUUAUCUGACGGAAUCAGAGAGGAAUAUCAUACUACAAGUUUUAGCCAAGGAUGAUGAAUUACGACGACAAGAGAAGAAACGGUUGAGCAAAUUAAAGACGGAAUUAGACACAAUCAAGUACUCUGGCCUAGAAGCUCAACAACUAUCUGCAAAUUCUAAAGUUUGCGCCCGAUGCAAAGAGGGAUUUGGAACAAUUUUCAACACGGGCGCAUUUUGCCCAAAAUGUAAAGUUCGUGUCUGCAAGAAUUGUAGAUCGACCAUUGACGGAUACUGGGUUUGUCUACUUUGUGCCAAAGUCAGGGAGGUGAAAGCAAAGUCAGGCGCCUGGUUCUUUGAAAAUGAGCCAAAGAAGACAAAUAAGCCAGCAUUGCAUGGAUCUGUUCUCCUACGGGCCUCACUUAAAAGGACCAAGAAAUCUGCACUGCCACCACUAAAACCAGUGAUUGCUGAACCUCCACCCCCACCAAUAAUAAACCUCAAUUUAAAAGAACAUGAGAAGCUUCACCGCCCUGUCGCCGUGCACAUGUCCCCCCUGAGAGAGGCCGAGGAUGACCAGCCAUACGAGGUGAACAGUAACUACUACAAAAGUAAUGGCCACCCUACAGUCGAGGUCAACACUCGCACAGUAGAAGAGACUAAGAAAACAAGCGUGGAUUCCCGCGGAAGCUCUACAAGCUCACACAGCGAAUACGACCAAACUUUUCGAUUACCCGAACACACAGAUAGUAGUGGAUACCAAGAGAACCGGCCAAUAUUCGAUUACCUGAAGGAGUCCGAAGAAGAACGACCAGUGUUCGAUUACCUUAAGGAUCACCGAAGUAGUCCUAGUAGCGAUGCUCUGAGCGACACAAAGUAUGAUGGGCAGAUGGAGGACCUUAAAGGCUUCACACAUAAGACUACCAACGGUCACGCGACGAGCUAUGAUAAACCUGAGCACGAAUAUAGAGACGAAUAUGGUUACGAAGACGAGCAGAGACCUGGGUACAAAGAUGAGCAGAGACAUGGGUAUAAGGACGAGCAGAGACAUGGGUACAAGGGUGAGCAGAAACAUGGGUUCGAGAUCGAGCAGAGGCCUGGGUACGAGGACAAGCAAAAGUUUGGGUACGAGGGAGAUAAGAGUCCUGAUUACAAGGAUUCAGCAACAUCGAGUUUUGAGGACGAGCAGAGACCUGCGUACGAGGACAAACAGGGGCCUGGGUACGAAGUCGACCACAGGUCUGGGUACCAAGACGAGCUAAAGCCAGGUUACCAGGGGGAGCAUAGGCUUAGUUACCAGGGCUCGGAGACGAGCGGCACGUAUCACGAUGCACAGUCCUGGCGAUCCCAGGACAGCCAACUCGACACGGAUUCCCUAGACACUUUUACCAGCGGAGAGUUUCUUACGCCAAAAGAGACGCCAAACCAUUCUGACGUCAACACGCCUGUCCAGUCCUCCCCGGACCACUCUGACGAAGGAGACUCGUAUCGAGAUGCCAGAGAUGCUACCCCUGUUCCUAUGGAUCGUGAUUCAAUAGAUGGCUUACCACUAAAGUACGGCAACCACGACCUCGUGCCGCCACAGAUCACGACCACGGCAAUCAGUGACGACGAGGGAGAUAAGUUCGGCGAGACACAGAUGGACGGGACACAGCGACCCCGCGGGAACGAUGAGGAUAUUGACCAGGCCUUCCACGACUACGGAUCGUCUGAUUUUGGGGGUCUUAAACUGCAGGAUAGAUUAGAGAUGGGUAGCCGAGAGAGUAUCGUCAGUUACUACAGCGACGCGGGCGAGGGUAACUAUGGUAACAUCCCUGUUACGGGCGAAGUGCAGGUCGGUCUACGCUACGACUACAAGCACGAGAAACUGGAGGUGCAGGUCCACCGAGCCCGCGAUAUCGCGCCGGUCGACACCAAGAAGAAGAGAUCAGAUCCUUACAUCAAAGUUUAUUUGCUGCCCGACAAGACAAAAGGCGGAAAGCGAAAGACGAAGACCAAGAAACACACUCUUGAUCCUACCUUUGACGAAAUUCUGCAGUUCAAAAUCGGCUUCGAUGAGAUGCUGACGCGCACCCUGUGGUUAACCGUUUGGAAUCACGACCGCUUUGGACACAAUGACUUCCUAGGGGAGAUCAUGCUGCCGCUCGCACAGUACGACGAGUCGGGAUUCAACUGGGCACAGCCCUCUGCUGAAUGGUAUCCCCUGAGGGAGAGGCGUCCGGAGCCGUCUUUGAUGAAAUACUGCGGCGAGAUCGUCGUGGCCUUGAAGUACGCCCCUCCCGCUACCCCAGAGGCUAAAGGGAAGGGAAAGAAGAAAAAGAAGCACUCAGAAAAGGGAGAGUUGCAGGUUGUCAUAAAAGAGGCGCGAAAUCUUCCCGCCAAAGACGCCAAUGGCUUCUCGGAUCCAUUCGUGAAGGCGUAUCUACUUCCCGACAAGGGCAGGAAAUCCAAGCGAAAGACACCCACCAUCCGAAAGAACCUUAAUCCCCAGUGGAACUUUCCCUUUACAUAUGAUGACGUCACGCUAGAAGAGCUUAUGGACCGCUCCCUCGAGCUGACCGUGUGGGACUGGGACCGUGGCGCCAGCAACGACUUCCUGGGCGGCGUCCGUUUGGGAAUGGGUACUAAGCAAGAGAAAUGGGACGAUGCAGAGGGUCAAGAGAUAACAGCUUGGCAAGCGAUGAUGGACUUCCCUAACGAGUGGCACGACAGCACGCUUACGUUAAGCUCAAGUUUAUCAAGAUUUUACGACAGCACGACCUCUCAACAAGACACAGGAGCGAAGGAGACUCCCGACUCAUCUCCGGAAAAGUACGACCGUAUCUCGGGUUCCGACCAGGACACGAAAUCUGAAGGAUCUUACGAAAACCUUGCCUUCGAUUCUUGCAAUGAUGAUGAGGGAUCAAAACCGUCUUUUCUAAAGAAUUUUCCAGAUUUUUUGAAAUUGAAAUUAUCUUCAGAGAAAAAAGACGAGUCGCGAAGCAUAUCAAACGAUUCCGAGCAAAGAACGAGUAAUUACGGAAGCAUAAUGAAAAGUCCCGAAGAAAGAUCGAUUUCCUCCGAAGAAUCGAAAGACUCCGGUCACGCAAGUAUCGAGAACGAGACAGUUGUGCCGAAAACCAUCAUAACCGAACCUGAGCCGAAGCCAGCCCGAAUUGCUUCGGAUAAGCCGAAAAAUGCGCGGGACGAACGACGAAAUACGGAAAAUGUGUUGUUUUUCGAGGGAGCGACACUGUCUCCGACGAUUGACACGAGGAGACGACACAGCACCGACAUGGUUUCCGUCUCUAAGCCAAUCAACGAGGAGCUAAUUGAGGACUUUGUCAAGAAAUCGCCCGGCCAGAGGCGUAAGACGUCACGUGACAAUACAGACGGAAAGAUCAAUCGCCGUAAUAUGGGUUCCCUGUAUUCUCCCAGAGCGGCGAGAAAAAAACUCGAGAACACCAAGAAAGCAGCGGAUCAGCGACGGCCGACUCUCGCGGAGCUAGCCAAGGAGGCUGGGUACCAGAGACCGCCACAGGAGCAAGGGGAUUUACACACUGCUUCUCUCAUGGCUAGUCACGAACGUGAGAUCAGCUCGAGUAGUGACGCCGAGCGUGACGCAAAUGAUGGCGUGACAGGGGAGCUGUAUCUCGCUCUCGAAUACUGCAUCAAGACCAAGACUUUCUCCAUUCACGUGCUCAGCGCAAAUAACCUCACUUCCAGGAAGGAUUCUGAGGACUCCGCUGACCCGUACGUCAAGACAUAUCUUUUGCCCGACAAGAGAAGCAAGAAGAAGACAAAGAUCAUCAAAGACAACCUGAAUCCAGAGUUCGACGAGAUAAUCAAGUACCACAUUGGCUAUGACGAGUUAAUGACCCGCACCCUUUCUGUCACGGUGUGGAAUGACAGGCUGGGAGCCAAUGAGUUUCUUGGGGAGGUGCUUAUCAGCAUGAGCUCAUACGUCGAGGGCCACUCAAUGGAGAAUCCACAGCCCCAAUGGCACCCCCUAGGGGAAAAGACUCUUGUGGACGAGUCGGCCUCGCAGCCGGAAAUCAUCCUGUCGCUCAAGUACGUCACAGCGGAGAAGGUGAAGCGGAAGAGCAAGCGCCAGAGCAUCGCGUCUAAGGGAGAACUUCACGUCCACAUAAUGGAAGCAAAAAAUCUCCCGGGCAAAGACGCGGACGGAAUGUCCGACCCUUUCUGUAAAAUCACGCUUCUGCCAGACAAGAAAGGUAAAACACGGCACAAGACAGCCAUCAUAAAGCGAACGCUGAACCCUUCGUGGGACUACAACCUCAUUUACGAAGAGCUAUCCCAGGAGGAAUUGCGCCAGAGGGUGUUAGAAAUCAGCAUAUGGGAUCACGACAUCGCGUCACGUGACGAGUUCCUCGGCGGACUGCGUUUAGGACUUGGCACGAGUGCUAAUGAGUGGGACGAUUCGAGUAAGGACGAGGCCCAAAUAUGGCAUACGAUGCUGACACGGACCAACGUGUGGAUACAAGUGGUGGUACCGUUACGACCAAAUAUGGACGCCCACAAGCAUCAGUGACGUCCUCCGUAGUGAUCUGGACGUCACUUCCGGAAGAAUCUGACAACGGAAUGUUGACGGUUUCAGCUAAGGGCAUAUUUCAAUGACCUUCUAUUUGCUAUUUCCAGCUUUUAUCCAGAGAAUGACACUCAAAGGCGCUGGGUGUAAAUCCAAUAGAAUUCCAAAUGCCCAAAAGCUUAAUAUUUUUACACUCUUUCUCUUGUGUCUCAAAGUACUCAAAUGAAACGUUGCAGCCAUAAUAAGCGAAAUUUAGUUGAUAACUCAUUGCUUAAUAUCGAGGAAGCUGCUUUUAGUUCAUGGUGUUAGGCGUAAACUUCGCUCAAACGUCUUUACCAAAGAAAGAGCCAAUAUUUUAGAAAAUAUCUAAUAAUAUCUAGAUAAUAUAUGUCUUGAACUCUCUCGAUAUUUAAAUAUUCAUAUCGAGAGAGUACAAGUGUUAUAAUUUAUGGCCUCUGUAGAAUAUAUGGGCCUAUUGUAGAAAUAUUCGCACCCUUUUCAAGAUAUUUUGUUUAGUCCGCAGUGCAUCAUGCCGAACAUAAAGUGACAAUAAAAUAGCGGGAAAUUUUUUUCAAUGGGGUUUAAUUACCAGUAGUAAUUUAGUAAUUUUUAAUUACCAGAAUUUCUCAAAAGGGGGAGGGGAAGAGGGGUGACAUACCGAAGGAAUUUCCAAUAUACAAAACAUAUUAUGGAAAGAAAAAUUCAGUUUUCUGAAAAUCCCCCUUGAUCCCAACCCCCGGGAAUCCGCCAAUGUGUUGUAUCGAUUCAAUAAAUGUCAGUCGGAGAUAAAUGGCUUUUUAGAAUAAUUUAAGAUCUUUGGCGAUACCUUAAAACACCGCUUUAAGCUACAUGCCUUAAGUAAUUGAGAGUUAUAAUAUUAUUUUAUUAGAGGAAAGACUUAUAUUAAAGUGAAUUUCUAACACAUCGAAGCACAAUAAAGAGCGUCUUUCAUACAGUA